AAACUUUAAGUUAAAGCCCAAGCAUCACUUUAUCGAACACUAUUCCCAUCUUGUCCGCUGCUUUGGGCCCUUAGUUGACCUGUGGACCAUUAGAUUUGAAUCCAAGCACAAUUUCUUUAAGAGUGGUGCAUGAUGUCCAGUGCUUUAAGAAUAUUUUAUUAACACUCUCCUCAAAGCAUCAGCAAAUGAUGGGGUACUAUCUGGAUGGACAAAAUCUGUUCAAACCACAGCUGCAAGUGAGUAAUGUUGACACAAGGGACAUCUGUUGGUUGGAAGAAAAACUCCAGAAACUUAUAAAAGAGAAAUAUCCACAUCAGGACACUGUUUCAUUUGCCAAGUGUGUUUAUUUUCAUGGGACCCAGUAUGCCAAGGACAUGAUUAUUUCUGCAGGUCAAUUAAGUGGGCUGCCUGAAUUCUACAAGAUACUGAACAUUUUGGUUGACUCAGAGAAAGUGUCUUUUGUCACUGGAAAGCUCUCAUCUUGGUUUAUGGAACAUUUCAGAUCUUAUCAGCUUGACAGCAGCUACACAGAUCUUCAACUACUGAUACCAGAAGCCUUAAACGACCACCACCCACUGACUGCAUACUGUGUGGCUGGAAAAUUGAUGGUGACCCCCAUUACGUGCCUGCUGAAUUGAGAUGAGAAAAUCAUGGCACUAUUAUUGCGAGUCAACAUCAAUACAAAACUCAUCCUUUUCGGAUGAGGAUCAAGUUGACCACUGUACCAGAAUCUGUAAAGCAUCUUCAAGAUGAACUCAAGGAAAAGCUGGGACUUGAGGAGGAAUUCACAAUACAAUACGAGGAUCCUGAUUUUGACAAUGCACUUUGUAACUUGAUGGACAUCAGUGAGCUAGCCACAGAACGAGCAGUCCUGCACCUCGUUUGGAGUGAUGGUUCAUCCGCAUCUCAGCCACAAACACCUCCUCAACCACAAUCUCCAUCAGAAAUUGGGUCCAUCUCAUCGCUUGACACAGCCAGCCUCCAUUCAUCAGACUCUCCUUACAGCCCAUCAUCAGUCAUUCGGAACUACAUGCGCAGCACCUCACAGUGGCCACACCCAUUUCCAAUCCCUUCGUUUUCUUAUGACAUUGAAUUGAAACUUUGCAAAGGUAAUGAAGUGUAUGAAAAAACUGGUGUUGGGUUGGAUGUAACAAGAGACAUCAAGAUGGAAAUACUGGACAAGUUGGCACAGCAAAUAUUUUCUAUCAAAGCCUAUCCUGAGAAGAACGAAAUAGCUUCUGUUGCAGCUGAACUGGUUGUCAAGUAUCCCUGCCUAAAGGAACCUGGAAGUGGCUCAGGAUACGCCGGAUGGGACAAAAGUAUUAAGUGUAAGCUUGGCAACUACCGCUCCAAACUGCGUGAGGCUGGCUGUAAUGAGGUUGCAGUCAAUCGAAAAAGAGGGAGAGACGAUAGCAGUGACCCCAACAGGUUCUCUUUAAAGAAACCAAAACGUGGUGAAGUUAACUUUAUCCCCCAACAUCCAAAAAAUUAUGAUGCUGCUGCUUUAGAACAGGAGAGAUGCCUCAUGGUGGAUGAAUUAAAGAAGAGGGGAAAGGACAUGUCUCUGGUCAGACAAAAGAUGGACCUCACAUUCUCCCUGAGGAGAAAGGAAAUUGUGGAGAUGCAACCUUUGGUCAAAGAGGUACAGGAGAGAUGGCCAGCGCUCUUCUUUGAAGAUCAGAUCUGUGCAGAAUUUAUGCGCAUUACCACUAAGAACCUGUUGGAGACCUUCAUGGCUGCCCUUGAUACUUACUCUAUUCGACUGAUUAAACUGUUCCGGGUCAGAAAAAGAGCAUUCAACAAUGAAAUGGAUCACCUCCUACAGAGGUUUGAUAACCAAAUAAGUAAAACUUUUUAUCUAUGGUAAGACAUUUU
Boleophthalmus pectinirostris (great blue-spotted mudskipper) is the source of this 1875-nucleotide messenger RNA. RefSeq lists its product as uncharacterized. The coding region runs from base 701 to 1867 and encodes 388 amino acids. Lineage: Eukaryota; Metazoa; Chordata; Actinopteri; Gobiiformes; Gobiidae. The record is from RefSeq and is a predicted model, not a curated record. The transcript is spliced from 3 exons.